AAUCAUUGAUUUCCUACAUUGCACGGUAUUUGUUCUUGUUUGUGAUCAUGGCACCUGUGUCACUGCCUCCAGGUUUCAGGUUCCAUCCCAGUGAUGAAGAACUCUUAAGUUAUUAUUUGAAAAGAAAAGUGCAUGGACGUAAGAUUGAGCUGGAUAUCAUUCCAGAAGUAGAUUUGUACAAGUGUGAGCCUUGGGAUCUACCUAAUAAGUCUUUUCUGCCCAAUAGAGAUAUGGAAUGGUAUUUCUUCAGUCCUCGAGACAGAAAGUAUCCCAAUGGUUCACGCACAAACAGGGCCACUGAAGCUGGUUACUGGAAAGCAACUGGGAAGGACCGUAAGAUUAUCUCACAGUUGGUUGUGAUGGGAAUGAAGAAAACCCUAGUUUUCUACACAGGCCGGGCUCCACAGGGUAAAAGAACAGAUUGGGUGAUGCAUGAAUAUCGUCUAGAUGAAAUGCAAUGUGUAGGUGCAGCUGGUUUGCAGGAUGCUUUUGUCUUAUGCCGCAUUUUCAAGAAAAAUGGAACAGAGCAUAAGAAUGGUGAACAGAAUGAGGCACAAAUAGAUAAUAAUAUCUUGUCUUCUUCGAUGAGUAAUUCCUUUUCUGAAACUAUGUCCUCAUUUGGUUAUGUUCAAGAGUGGUCAGAGAAAAAAUACUCACAAAUCAGGCAGGAGGAAGGUGGCAUCCAGGCAAAUUUGGCAUUGCCCUCAGAAACUUCAUCUGAGAAUCUAAAUGAUAAAAAUGAUUGUAAAGCUCCUCAAAGUUGGUUGCUGGAAUCUGGGUUCAGUGAUACAAAUAAAAAUGGAAAGGACAGCUCUGUAUUUGAGGGCCCAAGAAUUCAGGAAGAGUUUCCUCACCCAAUGAUAAAAGUAGAGAACAAUCCAGGGUAUCUUGGUGAUGUAAAGUUGAACGUGCCAAGAACUCUGAGUGGGUCUCCUCUAACUAAGAAGCUGAAUGAUCACUUUGAAGAAGAAGACAUUUUACAGAAAAUUUUAGAAGUUGCACAGGCAUCACAGAAUUGUAACACUCAUCUGGGACAUUCUUUCUCAGUUGAUGGUUUUGCUGAUAACUUAAUCAGAGAAUCUGUACUUGAGAAUCAUUUACCUUGUAUGGGGAAUAAUUAUGAGAUUUUUAAGGUGGAGGAGAUGAAUGGAUCACCUUGUGAGGAUAACUAUCUUCAGGAGGGUUUUCUAUCUUCAACUUGGAACACUUACCCAGAGAUGUUAUCUGGUCAAGUUCAAGCAGAGUUCCAAGACAAUGGGUCAGUAGCUUUGCAAAGGGAAAAGAUCAAUUUAUGCAGAUGGCAGUAUUCAUUAGCAUUAUCAAAUUCAUUGGACUUUUCAGAGAUGGAUGACUGCUUGAAUAUCCCAGAGCUUUAUUCAUGAGCAGAGCUUUUGGCCUGGUUAACAGAUCAGCCCUUUAGUUUUUCUGGACAACAGCAGAUACAUCAGAUAUUAUACCUUACAAUAGCCAUUAAGAUGUAAAUACACUUAUUCAUGGUAUUAUAAUUUUGCAAAGUGUGAAAGAGAACCAGAUACAACCAAUACCUAGUAUUAUAGCCAGAUAAAGAACUAGUAUCAUAAGCAGUUUUAAUUUCCAGUGCAAUAAGCUCUGCCCUCCCUUGCAUAUAAUUUUUCAAACCUGCAAGGGAAUGGAGCUAUAAGUAAAGCUUCACAAGCUGCAGAUUUUCGUUUCUUCUCAGUUCUGAAGAUUUUGUAGUCAGAGAAUGGCAUUCGUUCAAACUCAUCUGAAGGAAUAUUGGGCUCUCUGUGUUUUGAUAUAAGACGAAGUCAAUGUGCUUUUUUCUGGAUUAGAUCAUGUAGAUUUUUUUGUCGCCAAACUAACAAGAGGAAGUGAUUGGUUUCUAACCUGUCUACAGAUUGUUUAGGCUUAAUUCAUGCUGCACGGGGAACACAAUGAGCUGGACAAUUCUGAUAUCAAUAUUUAUUAGAAGGAAAGAAGAAAUCAAAGGAUGUAGCAAUGGGAUUUUUUUGAGGGUGGUCCAAAACAGUUUUGACAGUCUAUAUUUGAAGCAGGUUGUCUCCAAACAGUAAUUUGGGCAAUUUGCAUUGGCAAUAUUAUUGUAAAAUACAUACCUAGCCUUCUAUAAUCUUAUUAAUUGUUAAGGGGAUCAGAAAUUAACAGAGUAUAAGCAAUGUAAUGGGGUCUACAGUUUCAAAAGAAAAACUGAAGACUUCUCCCUGUCAUUUACAAAGGCUUGAAUUACUGAGGAGUUAGUUGAGUUUCCUCAGGCGAGUGGUAGGAGGUAGCCCCAUAUAUGUAAGGGAGCAAAAUAGUGAAUAUAUUUUUGCCUAUUAUAAUGAUAAUACUAUGACGCCCAUUUGUGAGACAUAGCAUAUAAAAAUAUGUAGUGUGAACAGGAAGCUGGAAACAGCAUUUAAAUCAAUGCAAGAAAGUUUCAAUAGGCAGUGAAUGUUGAUUCAUGA
Molecule: messenger RNA, 2444 nt
Organism: Cryptomeria japonica (Japanese cedar)
Lineage: Eukaryota; Viridiplantae; Streptophyta; Pinopsida; Cupressales; Cupressaceae
Product: NAC domain-containing protein 71
Exons: 5
Coding region: 48-1382 (444 amino acids)
Biological process (GO): regulation of DNA-templated transcription
Molecular function (GO): DNA binding
Source: RefSeq, a predicted model, not a curated record